Adineta ricciae is the source of this 1344-nucleotide messenger RNA. Lineage: Eukaryota; Metazoa; Rotifera; Eurotatoria; Adinetida; Adinetidae. The record is from the annotation of a GenBank genome assembly.
AUGUAUUCUCUCCUGCUUUGGUUGUUUCUCUCCACAAUCGAUGCGAUUGUAUUGACUCAAAUCCAUCGAUCUGCAAUCUAUAAUCCUAACUCGACUUGUGCUAUUCUUUGGAACGUGCCAUUGUCAUCACCAGAUGCAUCGAUUCAAUCUUGUAUUGGGCAAUGCGUUCACGAAGCGCAAUGUCAAACAGCCGUUUAUUUUCAUGAUGAUAGAGUUUGUUCGAUGUUUGCUGAAAACUGUCGAUCAGGCAAGGUUCUUCCAUCAGUGAACAUUCAAGCAAGUGUUAUUUGUUAUCGAAAAAAUCCAGAUUCGAACACUAAUUGUCCUUCGACUGCAUCAUCAACACCAGCAGUUAUUCAGAUAACAAAAAAUUGGACAAUGGCUAGAAGCAUGGCUGUUACACGAGCAUAUCAUAUAGCAUCUGUAUUGACAGACGGAAAAGUGUUAGUGGCUGGCGGCUCUCUUAAUAUUGCUGAGCUGUAUGAUCCAACGACAAGUAAUUGGACGACAACUUAUAAUGUGAAUAUUGCUCGAGAGCGUUCCACGGCGUCCAUACUAUCAAAUGGUAACGUAUUGGUGGCGGGUGGAUUCAAUGGAGCUUCUCUUAAUAGUGCUGAAUUAUAUAAUCCAAUAAUUCGUAAUUGGUCAUUGACUGGAAGCAUGGCCGUUGGGCGAGACUAUCAUACAGCAUCUGUAUUAACGGACGGAAAAGUGUUAGUGGCUGGUGGACAAAAUGGUGGUUACCUCGAUAGUACUGAAUUAUACGAUCCGUCAACGGGUACCUGGGCAACAACUAGAAACAUGACCAUCCAACGCUAUCGCCAUACUGCAUCUAUGCUAUCAAAUGGUAAAGUGCUGGUGAUCGGUGGAUAUGGCAACGGUGUUUAUCAAAAUAGUGCUGAAUUGUAUGACCCUACAGCAGGUGCUUGGACAGCGACUGGAAAUAUAAGUGCAGCACGAGAAUAUCUUGUUUCAUCCUUAUUACUAGAUGGAAAAGUGUUAGUAACUGGUGGCUACGGAGAUAGUCGUUCCUCGAAUGUUGCUGAAUUGUAUGACCCUACAGUAGGUACUUGGACAACAACUGGAAGCAUGAUUUUUGCACGAUACGGUCAUACAGCAACUGUGUUGGCAGACGGAAAAGUAUUAGUAGCUGGUGGACGUAAUGAUAACGGCUUUCAUAGUUGUACUGAAUUAUAUAAUCCAACAACUGGAAACUGGUCAAUACUUGAAAACAUGCAUUCUGCGCGAAGUUAUCACACAGCUACCUUAUUAUCCAAUCGAACAGUAUUGGUGACUGGUGGCAAUAAUGGUUCCAUAGCUCUCAAGAGUGCUGAAUUGUAUUGA